CGCGGCCCGGCGUGAGGGCAGCACCGCCCACGUGACGCGGGCGCGGGGCCGGAGCGGGCCCGGAGCGGCGGCUGCUCCCGCCGGCGCAAGCCCCCGCAGCACGGCCCUUUGUCGCUUCCCGGGAAAACUCCCAAAGCAAAGCGCUUGUUGUGCUGCCGGCACCGCAGUUACCGUGGUGAAAUCAGCAGUGCAGCCCCACAGAGCUCUCCGAACGCGAUGGGAACGAUGCCGUGAGGCCUGGUGAGGCUCGGCCAUAGCCAUGACAGAGCCGCACAGGGUCUCGUUCACCACGCUGCACGGGCCCCUGAGCAGCAGCUUCCUGAAGAGGUCUCGGAAGGACGAGGCAGAGCAGCCCCCGGAGGCGGAGCCCGCGGCCACGGCCGUGCGCAUCACCCUGACCCUCUUCGAGCCCGACCACAAACGCUGCCCCGAGUUCUUCUACCCUGAUCUCCUCAAGAGCUUUCGGGGGAAAGUAAAAGGGAGUUCUUCAGGUGACAAGAAGAAAGACCCAGCUGAUCCCUUCAAUGAUGAGGAAAGGGAAAGGCAUAAAGUGGAGGCUCUUGCUAGGAAGUUUGAAGAAAAAUAUGGUGGCAAGAGGCGCAGGAAGGACCGGAUUCAGGAUUUGAUUGAUAUGGGGUAUGGCUAUGAUGAGUCCGACUCCUUCAUCGACAACUCGGAAGCUUACGAUGAGCUGGUUCCUGCCUCUCUCACUACCAAGUAUGGAGGGUUUUACAUCAACUCAGGAACGCUGCAGUUCCGGCAGGCCUCUGAGUCUGAGGAUGACUAUGUCAAAGAGAAGAAGAAGAAGUGUCCCAAGAAGCGGAAGUUGAAAGAUGGGGGUGAAAAAAUAAAGAAGAAGAAGAAGGAUGAUUCUUAUGACAAGGAGAAGAAAUCAAAGAAGUCCAAGUUUCCAAAAGCUGGCUUCACAGCAUUAAAUGCAAGUAAGGAGAAGAAGAAGAAGAAAUACUCUGGAGCUCUCAGUGUCAAGGAGAUGCUGAAGAAGUUCCAGAAGGAGAAGGAUGCUCAGAAGAAAAAAGAUGAAGAGCAGAAAGUGGUGACUCCUUCGCCAGCAGACCCCGCAGCCCCACGGGAGGCAGAGGCCAUGGCUGACCCCCUGCUGUCCCUCUUUGGCCACGCCAGUGACAGUGACCUGCUGCAGGCAGCCUCAGCCAUGGACUCCUUGAGCGAGCUGGACCUGGAGCGGCUCCUCAGCGAGUCCCCCGAGGGCAGCCCCUUCCCCGAGGUGGAGGAUGGCAGCGACCCUGCCUUGGAGCAGGAGUUCAAGCAGCCACCAUCCCUCCCAGAAGGGCUGCCAGCCCCCCUGGAGAAGAGGAUCAAGGAACUGGCUCAGGCUGCCAGAGCUACUGAGGGAGAAGGAAGGCAGAGAUUCUUCACUCAGGACAUCAACAACAUCAUACUGGACAUCGAGCUGCAGACGCGGGAGCUCAGCAGCCAGGUGCGCUCGGGGGUCUACGCCCACCUGGCUGCCUUCUUCCCCUGCAGCAAGGACACCCUGCUGAAGAGAGCCCGCAGGCUCUACCUCUACGAGCAGGGGGGGCGCCUGAAGGAGCCUCUGCAGAAGCUGAAGGAAGCCAUUGGAAGGGCCAUGCCAGAGCAGGUGGCCAAGUACCAGGAGGAAUGCCAGGCCCAUACUCAGGCCAAGUUUGCCAAGAUGCUGGAAGAGGAAAAAGACAAAGAACAGCGAGUUUGUUCUGAUGAUGAUGAGGAUGAAGAAAAGGGAGGGAAGCGCGUCGCAGGCCCGCGGAAGAAAUUCCAGUGGAAUGAUGAAAUCAGGGAGCUGCUUUGCCACUUGGUGAAGAUUAAAUUGGAUGGUUAUGACCUUGACAAGAAUAAGGCUCAGUCUCUAGAGGAUUAUGUGAAGACCUUCCUAGAAGGAGAGGUGAAGCCCCUUUGGCCAAAAGGCUGGAUGCAGGCCAGGACACUGUUUAAGGAGAGCAGGCGUGUACACGGACACCUCACAUCAGUUCUGGCGAAGAAGAAGGUUAUAGCUCCUACCAAGGUGAAAGUGAAGGACUCUUCCUGCAAGCCAGACAAGAAGCUGUCGGUGUCUGUCCCUUCCCUGCACUCGAGCAGCACCUUGGCCUUGUCCUCAGAGUCCCAGGGAGGAGCCCUGGGCAUCAGUGCCCAAACCAGGGAGCUCCUGUCCCUUGGGACAGCCCAAGCUGCCAGCAGCACUGCCACUCCUGCCACCUUCAAGGAUGACUCCUUGGAUGAGGACUUGAUCCACAACCCCACCUCCUCCCUGGAAGCAGUGUCCAAGGAACUGGCUGUGCUGAACAGCAGGGCAGCAGCAAGCCCUGACUUUACUCUUCCUGCAGCUCCAAAAGCUCCACCAGAGAAGAUCCCAGCUCUUGCAUCCUCAGAGGAGAAGAGGACAUUUCCAAAGCCCAACCCUUCCCCUACAUCAUCCUCUGGUUCCCUCCAGUCUCCUCUAAACUUCCUAGCUGAGCAGGCCCUGGCGUUGGGCCAGUCUUCUCAAGACAAGAAGACAGAGAACUCUAAUUACAAAGAGCAUUCCUGCCAAGCCUCCCCCAGCAAAAUCCUCCCUGAUGCCCACCAGCCUAAACAGAAGCACCACAGCCUGGUGAGGCCAGGCCACGGGCCCCCAGCCUCGGCGCCGGUGCCGGCCUCUCAGGUGAAGGUGUUCCACCCUGGUGCUCAGCUCCAGAAAACCUUCACCUCCCCAGCUCCCUUUGUCAAACUGCAGAAUCCCAAAUCCUCCACCCCUCUGCCCCAGCGCUCCCUCCUCCAGCAGGUCAAGUCAUCAACCAAAGCUCAGAGCUUCCAUUCCUCCACGUCCCCAAGCAGCACCCAAAACUCCAGCAGCUCCCACAAGAGCCAAGGCUUGUCCUCAUCCUCUCUCAGCUACGCCGGGAAGCACUCGAGUGGCUCCGGCUCUUCAGGACAAUCCUACAAAUCACCUUUUGUUGCUGGCUCCCUCUCCAAGCACGGGGCUUCUUCCAGCAGCUCCUCUGGAGCUCCUGCCAGCCAGGGCAGCUCCUCUGGGACUUUGCUCCCCAACGUCGCAGCCCCGUCCCCGGGCUCGGCCUCCAGCCGCCCGGCCUCGGGCUCCUCCGUGAAGAAACCUCCCGUUGCCCAGAAGCUGACCCUGGUGGCACCUCCUGGAGGCUCCAACGGAGACUCCAGCGGGGGCACCCAGGGGGUGGCCAAGUUGCUGACCUCGUCCCUAAAGCCAGCUGUGGUCAGCAGCACCGCAGCCUCUACCUCUGUGCCGAAAGGAACUAGUGGAGCUGUGCUGCUAACAAGCUCUUCCUCCUUAAGUGUACUGGCUCCAUCCUACAAGUCCAACAACCCAAAGCUGCCAGCUGCCCUGAGCUCCACCCCGUUAGGUAUUAUCUCUCCUAUUCAUUCUUUCCCUCUCCAUGUCAUCUCCUUCAGUUCCGACUCCUCCCCAAAAGCAGGAGUUUCCAAGGAUGCAAUAGUUACGGGACCUGCUCCAGGAACUUUCCACCAUGGCCUCGGGCACAGUCUUCUGGCUGGUUUGCACUCCAGCCCCCACCACGCAGCGCCACUCCCACACUCUGCCCUGUCCACUCAUUUACCACAGAGUUUGCCAGGUAACUUGUUAGAUGCUCGUGUUUGUCUUCUGCCUCGUGAGUCUCCCUCUAUCUCAGCAGAUCCUUCCUUCAGGGCUGGAGCCAGAGGGGUUGUCCAUGUUUUCCAGCUGUGUGGUUGUCACUAAAGCCUCUCCAAAGUACAGAGUGAGGGGCUGGGAGCUACCAGGCCUGGUGGAAGGUGUCCCUGCCCAUGGCAGGGGGUGGAACAGGAUGGGCUUUAAGGUCCCUUCCAACCCAAACCAUUCCAUGGUUAGGAAGAAAUUCUCGGCUGUGAUGGUGGUGAGGCCAUGUCACAGGGUGUUCAGAGAAGCUGUGGCUGUCCCUGGAUCCCUGGAAGUGUCCAAGAUCAGGUUGGACAGGACUUGGAGCAACCUGGGCUAGUGGAAGGUGUCCCUGCCUGUGGCAGGGGGUGGGAUGAGAUGGGCUUUAAGGUCCCUUCCAAUCAAACCAUUCUGGGGUUCUGUGGUUUCUGGAAUGAUGAGUCCUCAGUGCUUACAGCAAGUGUUGGUUCCUGGAGAUACUCAGAAUUAUCCUGCCAGGAUGAAAGCUGUGCCUGUUUGUGCACAGCCUGCCAGGACUGCCCUGGAAUGAAUAUUCCAGUUCUGGGGAGUUUUGUUCCUGGUGGCCUACAUAAAAUGUGUCAGACCAGACUGUCUUGUGUCUGUGCACUGAGUUAAUUGCCAGCAUCUCCUUCACAAGUUUGUAGUGCAAAUGCAGAUUGCUCCACUUGCUGCUCACAACGUGAGCAUUUGGCAGUUAAGCCUGUUCCUGCCCCAGUUUGAUGCCUGCAGAAGUGAUGCAUAAGACAAGAGUUUUCCAAAGAAGGAGAGAAGUAAGGAAAAUUGAAAUUCAGCACCAGCAGAUCAUUCUUACCUGCUCCAGGGAGCUGUGUAUUCCCCUGAUAACUCCUGCUUUCUUAGGUGUGUUCUUUAGCACUUUGGUGCAGUUGAGUGCCAUUAUCUUAGUACCUGCUCCUGUUGGGAUGGUCUUCCUGGGCUAAGUGAGCCUGAUUUAGGAGUGCUGGCCUGGUCCUGUGGCUGUGUGCAUGGGUAACCAUGUGGCCUGGAGGAGUCAUGGAAUAAAAGGCCCUUGGCUGCUGAGCACAGUGCUUGUUUGCUGGAGAAGGAAGAGUGCACUGUGCACUCAUGAAAAUGCAAAUAAUUGGUUUGGUUUGUUUCCUUUGCUGAAGUUUGAUGUGGGUGGUGCCACGCUGGUGUGGUAGAGCUGAAGAAGGUCCUGGCAGUGAUCACUGGUGGGACAGACCCUUCCUGUGUGUAAACCACACUUCCUGGAAUGACAUCAGAGAUUGCACCUGCUGUGGAAUGUAUUCCAUGUCACUGAGGACCAGCUCUUUGUCCCUUUAGUUGAGGGAAUUCUGAGUGAUCACUUUGUUCAUAGGGCUUAUAACAGAAGAACUUUUUGAUGAACUCUUCAGCAGGAUGCAGGGCCAGAAGACAAAAGACCACUGGGAAUAAGUGAAGGAAAAUUGACCAUGGAUCCAGCUUCAGCAAGGACCUGCUUUCUCACUUGUUGUUUUCACUUAAAGAUUGAGGAUGGAGCCUGGUGCUGCCAUCUCUUGGAACAUUCCCAAUUCUGGUGUUUUGGAGGAGAGCACAGUAGAUAUUUAAGUGACUCCCAUAACCUUAAAAUGAAUUCCUGUGUUUUGUGGCACAAGCUGUGUUUGGCUGUGCCAACACCUGCACACAGCUGCAUUGCUGUGUGAGCACUGCCGGGUGUGUGGGAAGUUGCUGCAAAUGCAAGGGAAUGUUGAUGCCUUUUAUUUAAAAGUGCUUUUAUAUCCAUGUUCAUCCAAGAGCCUGUGAGCAAAGAGCAUCCAGUUCUUGCCUGUGUGUGGUUGGUGCUUGUGUUGCUGGUGGAGGUUCCUUGUGCUGGGGCUGGGAAUGUGGAAAUGGGAUGUGCUGAGCUGAGCUCUUGCAUGCAAAGGAGCUGUUCUUGGCCUGGAGGAGAAGCUGCUGCUGCAUUGCUGGGUGCCACUGCUGCUUAGCUGCACGUCUCAGUACUCCCAUGUGUUCAUCACAGUCUGAAGUGGUUUUGAUUUCUCCUGGAAAACUUUCGCUUCUUUAAAUUUCCUUCCUUUUCUCUCUUCAGUGCAUUUUUUCUUGUCCUCCACAUCCAUUCCGUUCUAUUCCAUCAGUGGUGAGAUUCCUAUGGAUCCUGUUGCUAUCAGUGGGUGCCUAAAGCCUUCCUUUAAAAAGCACCUAAUUAAAUAACUUUAAAAAAUAAACAAUAAAGCACCUAAAGCCCUACCUGAAAGGAGUUUCUAGGUGAGGGGUUUGCUUCUUCUCCCACAAAACCAGUGACAGGACAAGAGGAGACAGGGGGAAGUUCAGGUUGGGUAUCAGGAGGAGUUUCUUUAUGAAAAUGGUGGUCAGGCAUUGACAGGGGCUGUCCGGGGAGGUUUGUAGUCUCCAUCCCUGAAAGUGUCCAAGGAAGGCCUGGAUGUGGCACACAGUGCUCUGGGCUGGGGACAAGCUGGGGAUGGGUCACAGGUUGGACUCCCUGGUCUUGGAGGACUUUUCCAACCUCAGUGAUUCUGUGAUUACAACAGCAAAAAUGUACAGUGGGUUACUUCCAACCACCUGGAGGUGCAAGGCAACUAGAGCGUGUAUUUUGGGAUUCCUGGAGGGGGAGAUGUGGCAGGGUGGAUUUAGAGAAGGGCACAGGCUAAGGAGUUCCCUAGCAGCUGGAAUUGUGCCAUGGGGCUUCUGCUGGGGGCCCCCAGGGGACCCUCAGUGCUUCCCUUGUCCCUUCCUCAGGAGCUGGGCUGCUCCCAGCAGGGAGAUGUCUCCAAGCACAUCCUCUUCUUCUUGAUCCCUUGGUGCUGGGAAGGAAGAGUAGGUCUUUCCCUCUGUGCAGAGGCCUGGCUGUCCCAGCUGCCCUUCAGGGGGUGCUGAGCCCCCUUCCCAGCUGUUUUAUUUUCUUUCAGAUGCUUCUCAGCUUCACGGCAAAGGGUCCAAUGCACAGCAGCGCAAGUUGUGACGCCUGCAAGGAGGGGAGCUCCAGCACCCAUAGGAUAAAACCCAGAGGAACAGGUCAUGGACUUUGGAUACCAGCUGUGUCUUUUGAUUUCUUUUUUUUUUUUUUUUCCUAUUUCUUUUUUUUUAUGACAACUGGAGAAACUGAUCUGCAACAAGGAACUCAUUGGGGCGUCUGCUCAGAGGCUUUCAGAGCUGAGCCCCCACAUGGGGCCAGCUGGAGCCAUGCCCUGAUGAGAGGAGCCUUUUGUAGCACUGUUUAUUGCUGCUGCCCUUCCUGCAUUCCCUGGCACUGGCAGGAGCUGGAACUCGCAGGGAGGCUCGGGUGGUCCUGCAGGAUUCCCACCCACCUGUGUCUGUAGCUGCCAAGUACCUCCAAGUCCAGUUACCUCCUUGGUCUCCCUGUGGAGGGUAUGAAAGGUGCUUCUUUCUUCUGCUUUGGAUUUACAUGGAUAAUUCUAGCACUGCCAGUGCUUUCUUUAAGACAUUUGAGUAACUUUCCAAUUGUACUAUAAAACUGUGCUACACUUAAUUGGAGGAUUUAACAUUUCCUGUGUGGUGAAUCUGAGGAACCACCUGAUGUUCCCCUCUGGAGGAGAAGGAAGACUCUCUAGAGACUAAAGACCUUUUUAGAUGCAGUCAUCGACUUUUAGAAUUGUACUUCUUUUGAGUUUUUGGAUUUUUUUCCCUCCAAAGGGAUGCUUUUUUCCUGCUCAGUUUUAUCCUCAUUGCCAUCGAAUGCAUUGGAUUGAAUGGGACACUUCUUAGCAUGUCACAUGGAUCGGAAGACAUAAUUCCAGUGCCUUGUAUGGUGGAGCAAGAAUGGACUAGUGACACACAUUUCAGCCCUAUUUUGUGUGCUCCUCAACCCUUUUUUAAUCAUUCUGUAUUUAAAAUGUAUUCUGGUUUAUUUAAUAGAGCUUUUUAUGGUUGCACAUCAGAAAAAAAAAAAAAAUAAGCUGCACUGUCUGGACUUCAGCGGUGACCUGGUGACUGAGCACAGUCCCAAAUCCAGCAGGAGCACCAGUUCUCAUCCCAGUAUGUGCAGGCGGGUUCCAGGCCCUCCCCUAAAGCCAUUCUUUCCUAGGGUUGUGAGUUAGGAUCAGUUUGGUGGGCAGAGGGAUUGAGUGAGAUGAACCAAGGUCACGACCUGUCAAAUGAAUUCCAGAGAAAAACAUUGCUCCCCUCAAUGGUACCUGCACCAGGAUCAUGUGCUCUGCACAGCUGCAGGAACAGGGACCAUCUACAGUUGGGGGGGUGUCUUUUGUUGUUAAUUUUUUUAAUUUCAGAGCUAAAUCCUCCCCCUGUGCACCCCCUUUCAGGCUAAGGGCAGGCUGAGGCUCCACCUGAGCUUUCUGAGGUUUGGUUUCCUGCUCUGCCCAGUCUGUCUUCUCUCAGGCCGCCCCAGCCAUGUCCCAGUUGUGCAGGGGUAGUGCUGAUCCAUGUAGAAUUUACUGGUGUUCCAAGGAAAAGCUUGUAGCUUCCUCCUUGAGCUUUGGGGAAGGAUGCUGACCCCAGGAUACCAGCAAAUGUCUGCUUUAGUUUCCUCUGUUUUUUUUUAAGAUCUGAGAAAGACUGUUUUCAAUUUGAGCUGAUACAUAACUGCCCAAGAUCAGUGAGUUGAUUGUAUUUCACAUGAAGGGAUACAGCUCAGAUUUCAAGUCUGUUUACAGAAAAUACCUAGGUUGUAGCAGAAGAGCCAAAGACAGAACUCGUGUGGGUAAACGAAGCACAGCAUUUCUUGGUGGACUCUGAUGUCGUGUGGUUCCUGUUGAAGGCCUCACCCUGAGGGGUGCUUGGCACCUUCCCCUGGGAGCUGAAAGCUUGGGACACCUGGCAGGAUAGGGGCUCUCAGUGGUACUGGUUCUCCUCCCUCUCUGCUUUCACUUGAAUGCUUCUGCUGGGCAGCCCGCGCGCGCGGCCGGAGCAGAAUCCCUCCUCUAGGAAUUUAGCGAAGCCUCUUGCCUCAGGGAAACGUUUAUGUGGUGGAAAUUCUGUGGGAUAUUUUUUCUUUACAUGCUAUGAUGAAUGAGUGAGUGGUGUGGAGCAGCAAGGCAGGCCCACGCAGAGCAGCUGAUGGGGAGCCAGGCUGGCACCUCUGCCUUGGUGAGGCAACUGGCAGCGCUUCCAGGAUGGAAUGGGGAGGGAUAGGCUCCCAUGGCACUUACCUGGGGAUGGCAGUUCCUUUUGGCUGUAAGAGCUGCAGUUUACUAUUCUAUUUUUUUUUAUGUGUGUUGGCACUGUCUUGCUGAAGAUGGUGGGGGUGGUAUGAAAAAUGUUAAUCUUGUACAGAACAACUCAAUAAAUUGUUUCAAACUUUCCAAAA
This is a messenger RNA of Passer domesticus (house sparrow), 8921 nucleotides long. It is a transcript of the gene UBN1, whose product is annotated as ubinuclein 1. Lineage: Eukaryota; Metazoa; Chordata; Aves; Passeriformes; Passeridae. The record is from RefSeq and is a predicted model, not a curated record. Gene Ontology annotation, cellular component: nucleus. The transcript is spliced from 17 exons. Bases 260 to 3724 code for a protein of 1154 amino acids. Gene Ontology annotation, biological process: chromatin organization.